AUGGAGCAGGAGCAGGCGUCACAGGUGGGUCGGUCUCUGAUCAAGCAGCUGGCGUGCUGCAACAAAACUACCAGAGAGAAAACCCUUCGCCACCUCCUCAAAUCGUGGCUUCCCUCACAGCAGAUACCCCUCUCCGAGGACGACGCAAAGAAGCUCUGGAAGGGUCUCUUCUACUGCAUCUGGCACUCCGACAAGCCCCUCGUCCAAUCCGACCUCGUCGAUCGGUUGUCCUCUCUUCUCCUAUCCCUCCACCUCCCUCUCUCCUUCCAGUACUUCUCCACCUUCCUCCUCACCAUGCGCCGCGAGUGGUCUGGAAUCGACGCCCUGCGACUCGAUAAGUUCUAUCUUCUCAUAAGAAGGUUCGUUUCCAAAUUUUUCUCUCUCAUGAAAACCCAUUCCUGGGAUCCCCCACUUGUGCAGAACCUAAUGGGUGUUUUCGACCAAGGCACUUUCUCCGCUCAGGAGAAUAAGGCCCACGGGAACGGUGUUAAUUACCACAUUGCCACUGUUUUUCUCGAAGAGCUUCACCCUUUUCUCCCGCUUAAGCAACAGGUUCUGGAAGUGUUGUUGAAGCCUUUCAUUUCCGCUAUGGGGAGGGCCCACGAUAAGGUGUUGGUAGGGAAGAUUAGGUCUGGGGUGUUUCAUUUGUUGCUAAAGAACGGGAAGACGUUGUUGGAAUUUAAGAAGAGAGGGGAGGAGGUUGUGGAUCCUCGUGAUGAGGUUGUGGUUCUUGGAACGGUUGCCUUGGGGAUGGGGUUUUCCGGAAGGUUUUAUGAAAUGGGUUCUUCAGCUGAUUGCUGGCAGGGAAAUAGAAAGGUGUUGUUUGCGCUGCAUUCUGAGUUUUUGAAGUUGGAGAAGGAAGCUGAAAAGUCAGGGGUUGAGAUUUCGAUUCCGGAUGUUGUUGAUGAAGAGGAAGUACCAGAAUUGGUUCCACUGGGGCAUGCUGAGGUUGUUGGUAAUGGUGAGGUGUUGAAGAAGUGUGAGAAGGAUAAGGAGGUGAAUGUUGACGGUGGCGAGAGUACGAAGAGGAGGAAGAAAAAGAAGGGUGAUGCGACCGAUCUGGCUAGUGCUGCCCAGAGUGGCAAGGAGAAUGUGGUUAGUGAGAAUGGUGGGAAUGCUAAUGAUGGAAGCCCGGUGGUGUUGAGUGAGACAGUGAUUGCUAACCUGCAAAAGCAGUUUGAGAAGGUUGCUGAGGAGGCGGGUUUGGAUGAUGGAGCUGCGAUGGUGUCUGACUCGUCUGAGGUUGCGUCUGCUACGGGAGAAACUGUGUCUAAGAAGAGGAAGAGGAAGAGGACAAAGAGCUUGAAAGGGAAGGCGUCUCAGGAUUCUGCUGACUUGAAUGGUGUGGUUGGUGAGGAGAGUGCUGUGGCACAGAGUGGGGAGAAGAGUACAAAGAAGGUAAGAUUUUCGAUGAAAAAUAACUUGGUUUGGAAGCCACACAGUCCAUUACCUCCUCAGAGUUUGAGGUUGCCUCCCUCUGCAACACCCAGAGGAAGUGCACUCAAAAAGGGUGUGCCUCCGGGUCCCAUCAGGGAGAUGCCUCUUCCUACCAAAAAGCCAAAAAUGAAGAAGGCUAGGAAGGCAAUUAAGGGUGUUUCUCCAUCUGUCAAACGCCUGAAGAAAUUAAAACUGCGUGCUGCAUGA
This is a messenger RNA of Sphenostylis stenocarpa, 1644 nucleotides long. The record is from the annotation of a GenBank genome assembly. NCBI's taxonomy places the organism in Eukaryota, Viridiplantae, Streptophyta, Magnoliopsida, Fabales, Fabaceae.